This is a messenger RNA of Fomitiporia mediterranea MF3/22, 2562 nucleotides long. RefSeq lists its product as uncharacterized. Lineage: Eukaryota; Fungi; Basidiomycota; Agaricomycetes; Hymenochaetales; Hymenochaetaceae. Gene Ontology annotation, molecular function: protein binding; RNA binding. The coding region runs from base 1 to 2463 and encodes 820 amino acids. The record is from RefSeq and is a predicted model, not a curated record. Gene Ontology annotation, cellular component: U2 snRNP; U2-type prespliceosome; catalytic step 2 spliceosome. Gene Ontology annotation, biological process: mRNA cis splicing, via spliceosome; regulation of alternative mRNA splicing, via spliceosome. The transcript has 7 exons.
AUGGCCACACCCCCGCUAAACGGUGCAGCCGUGAACGGUAACGGUCAUGCCGUAGACGGCAGUAGCACUCCAAAAGGAGUGAAUGGCGACGCAGGAGAGGCGCAAUCGAGGUUCGCUACAGGGCUUAUUCUCCCUCCCAAAGAAAUCAAAACUAUCAUCGACCGAACAGCCUCCUUCGUAGCCCGCUCCGCCAACCCCAUCCAAUUCGAAGAGAAAGUCCGCGAAGGCCAACGGAGUGAUCCAAAAUUCUCCUUCCUCAACCCCGCAGACCCCUAUCAUGCGUACUACAGACAUAAAAUCAUGAAGAUCUCGCAGGGGGAGGAAGACGAGACGCCUGUACCGGAGAAAGUGGAGGAAGAGAAAGUUGUGGAGGAGAAAAAACCGAAGGGCGGGAUCGUUCCACUUGAACCUCCCCCAUCGGAUUUUAUUUUGGAUAUACCGCCGGUGAAUGCUGUUGAUUUGGACAUCAUCAAGUUAGCCGCUCUAUUCACUGCCCGCCGAGGUCGUUCCUUCCUCUCCAAACUCGCUGCACGAGAAGCUCGGAAUUACGAAUUCGAGUUCCUACGUCCGACACAUUCUAUGUUUAGUUAUUUCAACUCUUUAGUUGAGCAGUACUCGAAAGUGCUGUUGCCCUCCAAGGAGAUGUUGGAGAAGUUGAAGCGAGGGACUGAAGAAGGUGCGAGGUGGAAGAUGUUGGAGAUCUCGAAACAGCAUGCGGAGUGGGAGAGACUUAAGCAGGAGAAGGAGAAGAGGAAACAGGAUGAUAAGGCAGCGGAACGAAUUGCGUUUGCGGAGAUUGACUGGCACGACUACGCAAUCGUGCAGACAAUCGAGUUUACAACGGCCGAUGCAAACUCGGAACUUCCAGAACCAAUGACUAUCAACGAAAUGAUAAGUCGAACAUUAGCGCAGAAGAAGAUGGCGGCUAUGAUUAUGGAGGAUACCGUUGAUGAGGUGGAAGCUGUACGUGCUCGACAAGCUGCUGAGGCGGAAGCACAGGCAGAAGCGUUGGGAGUGAACGGUGCUGCGGAAGGAGAUGGUACGAUGGAAGUUAGUGAUGACGAAGACAAUGAGGUUAAGGAGCGGAAGAGGAAGGAAGAGGAGGAGAGGCAACGUGAGAUGGAGAGAGCUCGGGCUAUCCAGGCUACUUCUAUGGAUGCAUCAGGUCCGAUGAAGAUUCGUACGGACUACGUACCAAGACUGGGCGCGAAGGGCGCGAAGGUCACGAUGACCACCUGUGCCGUCUGUGGACAACAAGUACCCGUCGACGAACUACAAGAACACAUGCGUAUCGAGCUUCUCGAUCCUCGCUGGAAGUCCCAACGCGACGCUUUGGAAGCACGUCGCGCACAAGCCAACGAACUACAACGCGGAGCGAACGUCGAGUCAUCACUUCGAAAUCUCGCCCGUGCGCGUGUGGAUAUCUUCGGUACAGAGGUGGACGAAGAGAAACGUAAGCUUGAGGAAGAGGCAGAACAGGCGAGGAGGAAGGAAAGGGAGAAGAACGUUUGGGAUGGACAUACGGCUUCGAAGGAUAAGACGCUUGAUAAGUAUCAGUCGAACGUCAAUUUCGAGGAACAGAUUGCAGCUAUUCAUCGUGCGAAGGGGCUUAGCGCUACGGAUACAGGUGCAGGACCAGGUAUAGGUCCUUCAGCAGGCCCAGGCGUCCCCUCCCUACCCGCACCACCACCUUCCCUCCCAGCUCCACCACGUCAAGCAGCAGGCACACCAGGAGCAGUCUCCGAUCCAGCCUUCGCAGCAGCGACUGUAUCAGCAGGUCCACAACCCGCAACGAUGUACGCUGGUCAACAACAACAACAACAGCAACAACCUGCACCUGUCAUGCUUCCACCAUUACAUUACCAAGGCCUCGAUGCUGCCCAGCCGUUUGGGUUCCAGCCUCCACCUAGCGCAGCUGCUGGACCUCCUACGCCCGCGGGUGUAGGUAUGGGUGGUAUGGGAGGUGCGACUUCUCCACCGGGUAUGCACCCUUCGCGACUUGCAGCGCUCGGUGCGUCCCCGCCACUUGGGACUGUACGUUCUGCGGAUCAAAUGGAGAGUGUCGAAGGCGGAGGGAUGGGUGAAGGGGAUGGGGGGUUACCACCUGCGAAGAAGCAGAAGAUUGCGAGGUUACCUGGUGGACAGUAUUAUCCUGAACAGAAUUGGAUUGAUUUGCAUCCCUACCCAAUAUCAAUCCAAAUCCAACUCCCCACCGACCCUUCAAAACCCGAAUGGAAACUCGACGGUUCAAUCGUCACUCUUCCCGAAAUUCCUGUUACGUAUCUCGUCUCUACGCUUCGCGACCACCUCGCGCGAACAAUAGGGAGUAGCGUGCCGUUAUCGAGGAUAAUGCUUUCGUUUGGAGGGAAGAUGUUGACGAAUGCGAAUACGCUUGCGAGUUAUAAUGUUGAGGAUGAGGAUUUGUUGGUUAUGAGUGUUAGGGAUGCUAAGAAGAGGAAGUAGGUAGGAGGGUAGAGGGAAGGGUAGGAAUAGGGGGUGUUGUUGGGUUUUUAUUUUGUGAUGGUAUUCUUGAAGAGAGGGAGUGAUGUAUAUUUUACGUAG